GCAAGUGGGGUAUGGCAUCUCGGGGCAUCUCUUUUCAUCCUUCCUUUACGAACGCAGAAACAUACGUUUGUUGAUAUUCCAGCUCGGCAACCAUGUCCGUGUUAUGGCAUGAAUGUCGAAGAUGCCCUUUUUAUCAUAGUAUGAGCCAAUUGUGAAAAGAUCAAACGUUAUAGCCUACUAGAACAACAGCAAGGUUGUGCGUCGUCGGGGCUGUGGCAUGGCUUGGCACAAGUGUGGUGCAUGUGGAAAGCGCUUUGCUUUUCUCAAGAGCCUGGAAGAACACCAGCGCACACACUCCACAGGCAGCCCUCCUCCUGAAGCCUUUGAGUGUGAGCUGUGUGCACUCAAGUUCAGUGUUCUUUCUGAAUAUCGAUCCCACACCAGCCAGCACCACUGUGGCCAGACAUCACCAGAUGGUUGCGCAGCUGGGGAUCGGUCAUAUGCACUUGACGAGGAGGACACCGAUGGUCAGUACUCAGAGACACCGCUGAAAGGCUUUGAAUGCCAAGGAUGCACCAAGAAGUUUGCCACAGCAUUUUCGCGUGAGCGGCACUAUCAGCGCAAGCAUGCCACCACACCAUGUUCCCAGGAGCGACGCCGCUACCACAUCAAAGACUACAAGGUUGGCCGUAGCCUUGUCAUUGCAAGAACAGUACGGUAGCAUGGUUGGCUCGUGUUGCAUCACCUCAAGUGUCGUAAUCGAAGCAGUCUUGUUCCAGCUAUGUGUCAGAGGUACACAAAAUGUGAAGGAAAAUGGGACAUUCAGUUUGUGUGCUGGCAGAGCAUUUGACAGAAAAGCUCAAUUUUUCAGGCAUAUUUUCGCUACCCUUGUCUGCUUUUAAAGCUGCUUGAUAAUUCAACCUAUUUUUGAUGCAGAUAAAUGUUUGAAUUUAAGGAAAGCGCCUCCUACUAAACCUUACGGCGUUGUCCUUAUGAAAAAUUUGCAGGCCACUGUGCAUUUGACCAAAACUCUGUGUAAUGUAAUGCAGUUUCUAUAGCAUUCUUGGAGCUACAGAGCUUGAAAGAGAAAAAAGGACCAUGCUUAACCUCUGCAAAGUUUUGAAGCAUCUCGAAUGCUGAAGGAGACUCACACGUUGCUUUGGCUGCCAUUGCAGUCGUGUAUUAAGAGGAAGCUUUAGCUCGGGCCCAACUCUGACGUGGCCUACUCAAAUAAUACAUGUAAAAUGCAAAAAUGUUUUUGUGAGAUAACCCCUGGACCAAUAUUAACGAAAUUUGUUGCAUUUGAGAGAGGAACUUAAAUUCUAGUGACUGUUGGAUACAGAAUUUCGAUUUAGGGCCUGAAUUUUAUUUAAAAAGAUUUUCAAAUAUCGAAAGUGAAAGAAAUAGAAGCACGAAGUUUACAAAUUACUAGCGUUGCAUCAAAAACAGAUAUCGCGGUUCUGUAAACAACAUCCAUUACAUCAUUCAAAGCAGACAAAUUCUAUAUGUCAAUUUAUAUUUUACGUGAAUUUGUUACGUUAUCUACAGGGGUUCUGCAAAAGUUGUAUUUCCAUAUUACUAAAUUUCUUUCAGAUUCAUGUGUAACAUAUCAAUUUUGUCCGCUCUAGAUGUACUAUCAGAUGCAAUUCACAGAAUUGUGAUACCGUUUUUAAUUGCCGAUUAGAGUUUUAAACUUGAUAGUGUUGUUUACUGAAAAUUUUCGAUUUUUGCAAAUUUUUAAUAAAAAAUUGACAACCUAAUUAAAAAAUUCGAAACAGACUCACUAGAUUUCAAAUUUGUCUUUUAAAUGCAACAAACUUCGCCUAAUUUGGUGCACUGGUUGUCGAGAAAAACGAAUUCUCCUUUUACAUGUAUUUAGAUAGGAGCAUCUAAGCUAAAGCUUCCUCUUAAGUACCCUGCGCACUUGUGACCGUGGCUGUACGAUGGACCAUGCUGCAGUUACUGUAGCUUCAAAUGUGCAGCUCAUAUUGGUGUUAUUGCAUGGUUUGUCAUUGCAUACUUGCUGUUUGUCACGCAUUUCAGUGUGCCCCCAGUUUUGUUUAAUAAUUGUUUCAAACUUCACAGCAAGCAGCUUUUAUAAAGUAUCACAUGAAAAUAACUUUAUAUCAUAAGUGCAUGUAAGUAGCUUGGCUACUAUAAUGAAUCAGUAUGACAUUGUUUUGUUUUACUUCUUUGUAGCUAUGAAUGGUUCACUUGUCUGUUUAAUCUUUUUGUUGCAUUGCACCGAUGCCAUGUCUUUUCACUGCUGCUUUGUAUUCGUGUGAAAGGAAAAGAGAUUGAGAAAGCUGCAUGUAAGCAAUUGGCUAAACAUUUGUGCUGAACAAAUAUUUGUUGUCUUCACUUUUAAAGUUCAUACUGUGAACAGUUAUGGUAAUACAUAUUGUAUUGUGUGUCUUGGUUCCUCAA
Messenger RNA from Dermacentor albipictus, 2367 nucleotides. RefSeq names its product zinc finger protein 391-like. Gene Ontology annotation, biological process: regulation of DNA-templated transcription. The record is from RefSeq and is a predicted model, not a curated record. Gene Ontology annotation, molecular function: RNA polymerase II cis-regulatory region sequence-specific DNA binding; DNA-binding transcription factor activity, RNA polymerase II-specific. Lineage: Eukaryota; Metazoa; Arthropoda; Arachnida; Ixodida; Ixodidae.